This is a messenger RNA of Amphimedon queenslandica, 1079 nucleotides long. Its product is annotated as phosphatidylinositol phosphatase PTPRQ-like. Gene Ontology annotation, cellular component: signaling receptor complex. The record is from RefSeq and is a predicted model, not a curated record. Gene Ontology annotation, biological process: peptidyl-tyrosine dephosphorylation involved in inactivation of protein kinase activity. NCBI's taxonomy places the organism in Eukaryota, Metazoa, Porifera, Demospongiae, Haplosclerida, Niphatidae. The coding region runs from base 64 to 996 and encodes 310 amino acids. The transcript has 6 exons. Gene Ontology annotation, molecular function: protein binding.
CAUCUCACAGGAUUAAUACCAUUUACUAACUAUACUGUGAGUAUAAUACCUUAUAAUUAUGGCAUGACUGGACCAGCUAGACAAGAAAAUCAAAUAACACCUGAAUCAAUUCCUGGUAUAAUAUCUAACUUUGAACAAAAUCACACUGCACUUACUGAAAUUAGCAUAUUAUGGAAUCCUCCUACAAUACCUAAUGGUAUCAUUACGGCAUAUGAAAUACGAUAUAGAGAGUCUACCAGUACUGGUCCAUACAAUAUAACUAACACUACUAACACUCAUUACAGUAUAGUAGGAUUGAUGCAUGACACUAGUUAUAUUAUUGGAGUGAGAGCAUAUACUAGUAUUGGACCAGGAGAAUGGACUGAAAGAGAAUACACCACUGCUCAAUUGCCUAUUGUUAGUAAUUUUUCUGUCACUCAAGUCAAUGCAACUGCUUUGGAGUUUCAAUGGUUAUCAGUGAAGGAAAAAGAAGCUUAUUUUUAUACAGUUUAUUAUAUAAGCUCUUUUUGUUCUGGAUCAUUGACAUUUAGCAAAAAUAGCAGCUACCACAUUAUACCAGCCGAGGGUAUUGCUGGAAUAAAAGUAUAUCUAUUUUCAAUAUCAGUAACACUUAAAAUAAGGGAUACACUAUAUGAGGGAGAAAGGAGUCCAUUUAUUCCACAAGAAUUAAUUAGAACUGAGCCAACAGAAACAAUUUCUGAUGAACCAAUAACACCUGGCUUAAUAAGCACCAUAUUGAUUAUGAGCACUUCACUUCUGACUAACAUAAUACUAUCAGUAAUACUCAUGAUAUUAUGUACAAAGAGUAAAACCAGCAACAAUAAUAUGAAUAAUGGUGAUAAUCUAAUAAUGAAAAAAAGUCCAGCUUAUAACAACAUUAUUAUGAAGAAACAAUUAAACCAAGAAGGCAUUGAUGGACCAACUUAUGAAUUAGCUGAUUCAGCCCCACAGCUUUCACAUGCUCCUGCUGAGUAUGAAACAAUUGCACAAUUGUAACAUCAGUAAUUUAAACUAUUCAUGUAGUUUAGCUUUUUGCUGCAUAGACUAUAUUUUUGCAUAAAUCUUCAUAAGCAAAUAAA